Messenger RNA from Fusarium keratoplasticum, 540 nucleotides. RefSeq names its product Ubiquitin-conjugating enzyme E2-20 kDa. The transcript is spliced from 3 exons. The coding region runs from base 1 to 540 and encodes 179 amino acids. The record is from RefSeq and is a predicted model, not a curated record. NCBI's taxonomy places the organism in Eukaryota, Fungi, Ascomycota, Sordariomycetes, Hypocreales, Nectriaceae.
AUGGAUUACACGGAGGACAACCAGAACUCGGCUCCUGGCAGCGUCCCUGCUGCCAAGGUCAACAAUGGUCGUUCAGGUCCCGACUCUCAGAGCACUACCAAGAGACUCCAGACCGAGUUGAUGCAGCUCAUGACGUCGCCUGCUCCCGGCGUCUCGGCCUUUCCCUCCGCCGACGGCAACCUUCUCUCUUGGACCGCCACCAUCGAGGGUCCCGACGACACUCCCUAUGCCGGUCUCACCUUCAAGCUCAGCUUCGCCUUCCCCUCCAACUACCCCUACGCUGCUCCCACCGUCCUCUUCAAGACACCCAUCUACCACCCCAACGUUGACUUCUCUGGUCGCAUCUGUCUCGACAUUCUCAAGGACAAGUGGACUGCCGCCUACAACAUCCAGACUGUCCUCCUGAGUCUGCAGAGCUUGCUCGGCGAGCCCAACAACGCAUCCCCCCUCAACGGCGAGGCAGCCGAGCUGUGGGACAAGGACCCCGAGGAGUUCAAGAAGAAGGUGCUGGGACGUCACCAGGACGUUGAGGACGAGUAA